Messenger RNA from Aspergillus oryzae RIB40, 1260 nucleotides. RefSeq names its product putative pyridine nucleotide-disulfide oxidoreductase AMID-like. Gene Ontology annotation, cellular component: cytoplasm. The record is from RefSeq and is a predicted model, not a curated record. Gene Ontology annotation, molecular function: flavin adenine dinucleotide binding; electron-transferring-flavoprotein dehydrogenase activity. Bases 1 to 1260 code for a protein of 419 amino acids. NCBI's taxonomy places the organism in Eukaryota, Fungi, Ascomycota, Eurotiomycetes, Eurotiales, Aspergillaceae. The transcript has 5 exons.
AUGCCCUCCAACGAAGCUCUUACCCCUCUUCUUCGCCAGUUCCGCGUCUUAAUCGCUGGUGGCUCAUACGGCGGACUAAGCGCAGCCCUGACACUACUUGAUCUUUCCAAGGGUCGCCUUGCUCGCUUCAACUACACAGAGGGCGCCAAACCCCCACAGUACCAAAUCCCAAUCCAAAUCACCGUUGUAGAUGAAAGAGACGGUUUCUAUCACCUAAUUGGUUCACCAAAAGCAUUGGCAUGCGACAAGUUCGCUGCAAAGACAUGGACACGAUUCUGUGACAUUCCCGCAUUGAAGUCCCCAAAUCUCCAAAUCGUGCGCGGGAGCGUGAACACCGUGGAUUUCCAGAAUAAGGUCGCUCAGAUCCUUGAUCUUGAGACUAAGGAAACGAGACAGGAGAAGUACGACUUCUUUAUUGCGGGCACCGGUCUCCGUCGUGUAUUUCCGACUGUGCCGCAGUCGUUGAAGAGGGAAGAGUUCCUACAGGAAGCGACGGGUCAUAAGGAGGCUAUUCGGAAUGCGGAUGAGGGUGUUGUUGUUAUUGGGGGAGGCGCUGUUGGUGUUGAGAUGGCUGCUGAGUUGAAGGAGCUAUAUCCUCAACAGAAGGUUACGCUUGUUCAUUCUAGGGACCGUUUGCUUUCUGCGGAGCCCUUGCCGGACGACUUUGCGGAGCGUGUUGUCGCCGAGCUCAGGGAGCAGGGCGUUGAGGUGAUUCUGGGUCAACGGGUUAUUGAUACCACAGCAGUAGAGGAAGAACAAGGGAAGCGCACAUGGAGUCUGACCUUGGCCAACGGAACGAAACUCAAAGCCGGUCACAUUAUGAAUGCUGUUUCGAAAAGCUCGCCUACCUCAUCGUAUCUGCCCAAGGAUGCCUUGACCGAAGAGGGUUAUGUUAAGAUUCGCCCGAAUUUGCAAUUCGCCAAUCCGGUCCCUAACGCAGAGAACCACUUCGCGGUUGGUGAUAUCGCUCAGUGGGCCGGCAUCAAGCGUUGUGGAGGUGCCAUCCAUAUGGGCCACUAUGCAGGGACCAACAUCCAUCAGCUUAUGCUAGCAGAGGCCACUAAGGCUAAGCCUGAAUUCAUGAACCUCAUCAACUACCCACCUGUCAUGGGGCUGGCCUUGGGACACACGGCAGUCUCGUAUACCCCUGACGAGGGAACUAAGCAUGGCAAGGAGCUCCUGGGGACUUUGUUUGGCGAGGAUAUGGGCUACAGUAUCUGUUGGAACUAUAUGAAGAUGUCCGAGCCGUGCCAGGCAUGA